AUGACGCUUGCUUUUCCUCCUCCACCAACAAAAUUACUCGCUGCACCUUUCGUCGUCGCCGGUCUAUCGCUUUGCGCAUUGACGGGAUACCUCGCGUUCACCCUUGCCACAACAUAUAUUCGCGGAUGGCGCUCACCGUUGAACGUGCUACCCGGCCCACGGCCUACUUCGAUCCUCAUGGGCAACUUCGGCGUCGUCAGCGAGCAAGAAGGCGCGCGCAUGAUGGAGAACUGGGUACACCAGUUCGGACGCGCGUAUGUCGUUCAGAGUGUUCUGGGGAGAAAGAAGCUCUUGACUGUGGAUGCUAAAGCACUGCAUCACAUUGCACACCAUGGCGAUCUCUUCCAGCGGAGCGAGCAAGCGCAACAUAUGUUCGAAGCGAUCUUGGGCAAAGGUCUACUCUUCGCAGAAGGUCCCACGCACCGCCGUCAACGGAAGGUCAUCAACCCCGCCUUCGGUCCGGUUCAGGUCAGGAAGUUUACCGAGAUAUUCGUCGAGAAGUCCAAUGAGCUGCGGGACAUCUGGCUCGAUCUCGCGGCCAAAUCCACCCGCAAAGAUGGUCGCGUACGUGUCAACGCGUUCUCCUGGAUGAACAAGGUAACAUUGGAUAUCAUCGGACUCGCAGGCUUUGGCUACGAAUUCGACUCUCUACACAGAGCAGAAGACGAUCAGGACGAGUUGUACCGUGCCUUCAGCAGGACCAUAAACUCAAAGCGCAGUCCUUUCCUCUUCGUUCAAAUAUCCAUUCCCAUUCUUCGUGACUUGCCUUUUGGCCCCGUGGCAGAAAGCAAGAGGAGCACCGCCAUCAUCCGCGAAAAAGGAAUGGAGCUCAUGCAGGCGAAGAAGAAGGCUAUUCUGGACGCUGCCAACGGCGGCUCGAUGGAGAAGGCCGAUUUCGGUAAUGAUUUGAUCAGCCAGUGCUUGAAGUCCAAUCUCGCCAGCGACCUCCCGGAAAGCAUGCGGAUGAGCGACGAUGAGAUCAACGGACAGACGCCCACCUUCUUGCUCGCUGGACACGAGACGACCAGUACUGCCGUAUCGUGGACUCUUUUCGCGCUUGCCUGCCACUCGGACGUACAAGCACAGCUCCGCGCCGAACUGGUUCAAUUCCCGCACGACACGCCUUCAAUGGACGACCUUAACUCGCUGGUAACACUCGAUAACGUCCUACGCGAAGUCCUUCGUCUAUAUGCACCCGUCACGACGUUCCAGCGCGACGUCAAGCAAGAUACCACCAUCCCCCUCGGCACACCGAUCGUCGACAAGUACGGCGUAACGCGUUCAGAGAUCUCAGUGGCCAAGGGCGACCAAGUCUCUUUCCCUAUCCGUAUCGUCAACCGCUCGGUCGAGAUCUGGGGCGAAGACGCCCACGAGUUCCGUCCAUCACGUUGGACCGACUCAGCGCCAGAAGCGGCACAUGGACUUCCUAGCGUCUACAGCAACCUCAUGACAUUCGGCGCCGGCGCGCACGCCUGUAUCGGCUUCAGGUUCUCGAUCAUCGAGGCCAAGGCGAUCCUCUUCUCCAUCUUCCGUAACUUUGAGGUUGAGCUGGCCGUUGAGCCGGACGAUAUUGUGCGGCGCGUUGCAAUCGUUGGUAGACCGACAGUGGCGAACAGCCCGCAAGAGGGCGUGCAGCUUCCUAUCCUCAUUCGGCCGAUCAAGCCUACGUAG
Messenger RNA from Peniophora sp. CBMAI 1063, 1671 nucleotides. The record is from the annotation of a GenBank genome assembly. NCBI's taxonomy places the organism in Eukaryota, Fungi, Basidiomycota, Agaricomycetes, Russulales, Peniophoraceae.